AUGCAUGUUCAGCAUCUGAUUCUUGGUUUCUUCGUCGAUCUUCAGGUUGCGGCGGCGCCGGUGCAGGAGCAAUGCGGCGGCGCCGGUGGGUGGAGGGGUGGUGGCGCGGUGAGGUGCCACCCGUCGCUGUCGACGGAGCGGAAGGCGUCGAUACGGGGAGUCGUCGGGGAGCUGCUCGGGGCGGCCGGCGCCGGCGCGGACAGGGGCCUCAUCUCGCUCGGCGUCGGCGACGCGUCGUCGCACGCAUGCUUCAGGCGCGGCGGCGAGUUCGCCGCCGAGGCCGUCGCCGACGCGGCCAGGUCCGGGGCGUUCGACUGCUACGCGCCGUCGUACGGAUUCCCGGCCGCUCGCCGCGCCGUCGCCGACCACCUGUCCGCCGGCGCGCGCCACCGCACCCGCGACGCCGACGUGUUCAUGACGGUGGGCGGCUCGGGCGCGAUCACCGCGAUCACCACGGUGCUCGGCGGCGCGCCGGGGGCGAACAUCCUGCUGCCGAGGCCGGGCUUCGCGCCGUACGAGGCGGCCUGCGAGCUCGUCGGCGCCGAGCCACGGUUCUACGACCUCCUGCCGCGGCGGGGCUGGGAGGCCGACCUCGCCGGCGUGCGCUCCCUGGCGGACGGCGCGACGGCGGCCAUCGUUGUCAUCAACCCCAACAAUCCCUGUGGCUCGGUGUACUCCGCACAGCACCUUUUCCAGAUUGCUGAAACAGCAAGAGAAUUGGGGAUUCCAGUCAUAGCAGAUGAGGUAUAUGCACAUAUGGUGUUUGGUGGGAGCAAGUUUGUGGCAAUGGCCUCCUUUGCACACAUUACACCAGUGAUCAGCAUUGGAGCACUCUCAAAGAGAUUCAUGCUACCAGGUUGGCGUCUUGGUUGGUUGGCCUUCUGUGACCCCACUGGUGCCCUCAAGCAUGUCAGAACUGCAACAGAAAUGCUACUGAAUGUGACUUCAGGCCCUGCCUCCAUAAUUCAGGCUGCACUUCCUAAGAUUCUCUCAAAUGAGCACACUGAAUUCCAUCGAAACAUUGUGAACUUGCUUGAGUCUGCAGCUGAUACUCUUUACAGAAGAGUGAACCAGACUGAAGCUCUGCAAUGCUACUCAAAACCUCAUGGCUCCAUGUUCAUGAUGGUUGAAGUGAACACUUCCCUUCUAUUCGGUGUUGAAGAUGACAUGGACUUCGCUCGUGAAUUGAUUAAAGAAGAAUCUGUCCUAGUUCUGCCUGGUUCUGUACUUGGGCUAAAGAACUGGAUUAGGAUAUUCUUUGGGGCACCAACUAGUGUGAUAACUGAAGCCUGCGAUAGGAUUGAGGCAUUCUGCCAGAGAAGAGCAGUUCAAGUAAAGCUACUGAAAAAGAAGUUCUGAAGCCAACAAUUAGUUUUUUUUUCUGGCUCAUUAUAACAUGUAUAGAACCUUUUGUAUCCAUUUUAUCGGAUUUUUUCUUUUAACAUAAAUGAUGUGAGAAUUGUAUAUAGAGUAAUUAACAGAUGCUGGCUGAAUUAUAGCUGAUAUUUUCAUAAUGUAAAAUGUUUGUUCUAUAGUUGAAUAAA
Oryza brachyantha (malo sina) is the source of this 1544-nucleotide messenger RNA. Its product is annotated as nicotianamine aminotransferase 1-like. Gene Ontology annotation, biological process: biosynthetic process; amino acid metabolic process. The coding region runs from base 1 to 1359 and encodes 452 amino acids. The transcript is spliced from 7 exons. The record is from RefSeq and is a predicted model, not a curated record. NCBI's taxonomy places the organism in Eukaryota, Viridiplantae, Streptophyta, Magnoliopsida, Poales, Poaceae. Gene Ontology annotation, molecular function: pyridoxal phosphate binding; transaminase activity.